GAAUGACGUAAUACGACCACGUGACCAAUACUUCCAGCCUCGUGCUCGGACGCCUCGUAUAAAUUUUUUUGAAACUUGUUGAGGCAUAACUGAUCAGCAUUUUUGUAUGCGAGUAAAAUAAUUUGUAUUUGCAUCUUUGUGAUACAUGUAAAUAUUUACAAAAUGCCUACAUGUUGCGUUGCUGUUGGAUGUAGAAAUACUGCUAAUCCUACUGGAAAAACUGCGAUACAAAUUAAAUUCGAGAAUGUAAUGAAAAUAACGUUUCACUCAUUUCCUUCUGAUUCUAUUAGGAGAGCGGAAUGGAUAAGAAUAAUGAAACUUGAUGAGAACACUAUUACAAACAGAAGUCGUCUUUGUUCUAUUCAUUUCAAAGAGAAAUAUAUAGAUCGCACAUCCUUGGUAUAUGUAAGAUUGAGAGAAAACGCAAUUCCACAUAUAUUUGAGGAUACAUUGUAUGAUGAUAUGGAGACAGUCGUGAAAUGUAAAGAAGAAACGCUACCUGAACCUGAAUCAGUUGAAACAACAAUUUUAACUGAUCCUUUCAGCAUAGAAAUGGAUAGGAUGGAUAAUCUUAAACAAAUUUCUGUUUUAAAUCCAGCACGUGAUAAAGAAACGAAUACAUCGCUUUCCUUAUUACGUCGCUUUCCUUAUAAGCAAAGGUCAACUGUGGACAAGGAAACAAGAAUAUCACCUGAAAGAAUAUGGAACAUGAAUUUCUCCAAUAUGGAAACGAUUAGGCAAGAAAGAUCCACGGAAAUUAAAAGCUUGCGUAAACAAAUACAAGCUUUACAGAGGAAACUUGCGGAAAAGAAUAAAAAAAUUGCAGUUUUGAAAAUCGUUUUGGAAGAAUUGCAAAUAGAGAAAUUAGAGAGCAGUUAGAAGUAUGAAAUUCAUCUAGACUCGAUUAUCGCAGACAGACUUUCUCCAUUUUCUUUCUCAUAAUAUAAUAUUUCACAUAUGAAAUUUAUUUUCUUUGAUGUUUUAAAA
Molecule: messenger RNA, 987 nt
Organism: Nylanderia fulva
Lineage: Eukaryota; Metazoa; Arthropoda; Insecta; Hymenoptera; Formicidae
Biological process (GO): regulation of transcription by RNA polymerase II
Cellular component (GO): nucleus
Molecular function (GO): DNA-binding transcription factor activity; RNA polymerase II cis-regulatory region sequence-specific DNA binding
Source: RefSeq, a predicted model, not a curated record